UAGGCGUCAUUGUAAAUAAGAAUUUGUUCUUAACUGAUUUGCCUAGUUAAAUACAUAUUUUUUUAAUCAAUCAUCCGGGGUUUCUGACGAGAUAGCUAGGAUUCGCAUUACAGUGGGUUUACGCCGGUGCAGCAGCCACAUAUAUGCUCCGUAUUUAAACACGUGAUCCGUCAAACCAUGUCAUGAAAAUAAUAUAUUUUUUACAAACCGUUUUACCGCAUACUUAUGACGUUAUUCAGUGGUUACUUUUAGCUGCUUUUGCGAUGGUGUGCACGGUGGUGGUACACUGUAAAUUGCAUAUAAUAUAAUCCACAUUCCUAGACAUCAAACUAGCGCUGGAGUCAGAGUAGCUUUAUCGAGUGCACUCUCAGAAUUUGUGAUGAGGCGGGAAAUGGCGUCCAAAGAGCCCGUCGAUGGUCUGUGGUUCUGAACACAGCUGGCAGCGAUAACGACGGCCAGACCUCUCUCUCGGUGGCCGCCCCGUUGCGGCUACCAGUGUGGACAGGCAAGCGGCAAGUUUGGUUACGAAUUUAUUGCACCAUCGUCUUCCAUGUAACGUGUAGGAUGAUGAGGUUGAGAGUGCGGAAAGCUUCUCAGCAGCCCAGCACCAAACCAAAACCUACUCCCAAAUCCAGCCCCGGCCUUCCAGCCCCAGCCUCAGCCCCCCGCCCAGCCCAGGCCAAGAGGAAAAACUGUGAGGUGGAGCCCACUGCCGUGACCAGGAGAGGCCUCAGAAUGCAGAAGAAUGAGACAGGCCUGUUUUCCACCAUCAAGAAGUUCAUCAGGGGAAAUGCUGUCAAGAUGGAGCAUGAUAUCCCAGCUAAGAGGAGUCGUGUUGAUUGUAAAGUGGACAGCAGCAACCUAAUCACGUCUUCUCCUCAUCCUCCUAACAAAGCUAUCCCCAGGGGCUGCAGGAGAAGCGUAAACAAACCUGAUCCAAUGACGUUGAACAGUAAGCCCCUGAAGCCCAACGGUAAACUGGAGGUCCCCGUGGAGGUAGCCAUCAGCCCUCCUCGCACUACUCUCCUGGGGACCAUCUUCUCUCCAGUCUUCAACUUCUUCUCACCUGCAACCAAGACGGCCACUCUUGGGUCUGACUCACCUGGGCAGGUGCUGGAGGCUGAGGAGAUUGUGAAGCAGCUGGAGGUGGAGGAAUUGUCCACCAGUACCCCCACAUCUACAGAAGGUGUCGUCCUGUCUCCUGUUGCUCCAGUACCACCACCACCGCCGGCUCUUCUGGCUACACCAGAACCACCUGUCGAGGAAGGGGAGAUGGUUACAGAAACAGAUAUGCCCCUUCUAACAGCUCCGGAAUGCACCCCAGUCAGCUGUUACCCCCACGCCCCUCACACGGCCCCUGCAGACGGCACCUACGAGGAGGACUGGGAAGUCUUUGAUCCGUACUUCUUCAUCAAACAUGUGCCUCCGUUGACAGAGGAGCAGAUAGCCAGGAAACCAGCACUGCCUCUCAAAACACGCAGCACACCAGAGUUCUCCCUGGUCCUAGAUUUGGAUGAGACGUUGGUGCACUGUAGUCUGAAUGAGUUGGAGGACGCAGCCCUGACCUUCCCUGUGCUGUUCCAAGACGUCAUCUACCAGGUGUAUGUGCGGUUGAGGCCGUUCUUCAGAGAGUUCCUGGAACGCAUGUCUCAAAUUUACGAGAUCAUUCUGUUCACUGCCUCUAAGAAGAUGUACGCAGACAAGUUACUGAACAUACUGGACCCCAAGAAACAGUUGGUCAGGCAUCGUUUGUUUCGUGAGCACUGUGUAUGUGUUCAAGGAAACUACAUCAAGGACCUAAACAUUCUUGGAAGAGAUCUUUCAAAAACCAUAAUAAUCGACAAUUCACCUCAAGCCUUCGCCUAUCAGCUUUCCAAUGGGAUUCCCAUCGAGAGCUGGUUCAUGGACAGGAAUGAUAACGAGCUUCUCAAGCUGGUUCCUUUCUUGGAGAAGCUAGUGGAGAUGAAUGAGGACGUGAGGCCUUACGUCAGAGAACGGUUUCGUCUUCACGAUCUCCUUCCUCCAGACUGAUUUUGUGAUUGGUUGAGCCAGCAGGCUAACCCAUAGAAAUAUAGAAUGUGUAUUUAUAUUAGAAUGUUCAUUCUAAUUCUAUGGACUAGGCCUGCAGUACAUGGGAGAGGGAUGCCUUCCCUUCAACACAGCGGAGAUGAGGAGAAUCAAGUUUAACUGACUCUAAUGAGGAUGUUGUUUUUUAAAUGGAUCUCUGUCUACAACUACAACGUUUUCAUUACCGAUGAAAAUACCAACAACAAAACACCAUUACAGAGGAUUGUCUUGUUACAGAAAACAACAAAACACCAUUACAGAGGAUUGUCUUGUUACAGAAAACAACAAAACACCAUUACAGAGGAUUGUCUUGUUACAGAAAACAACAAAACACCAUUACAGAGGAUUGUCUUGUUACAGAAAACAACAAAACACCAUUACAGAGGAUUGUCUUGUUACAGAAAACAACAAAACACCAUUACAGAGGAUUGUCUUGUUACAGAAAACAACAAAACACCAUUACAGAGGAUUGUCUUGUUACAGAAAACAACAAAACACCCAUCUUUAUAAUUCCUGAAGCUAUGUACAGUUUGAGUAUUUGUAUAUGUUUUGUAUUCUCGAACUAAACUGUUAUACUCAAACUAAACUGUACCCCCAGAGUAGAGCAAUCCCCUUGUAUUGUAAAAGGCUUCUGCCUAGACGGACCUUUUGUUUAUUCUUGAAAGCAGGGCCGUGUUCGUUAGGGCACAAACGUUUUGCAACUAAGGGGUGGGGGGAAAGCGUUUCUGAUUGGACAAGUCCAGGCAGAACAUCUCCAAUUUCGGACCGUUUUCUUCGUUUUGGUGCCUAAUGAACAAGACCGUGGCGACUUUCUGGGAGAUGUUUCUCAUCUGCAGCUACACUUUUGGACUGACUGAACUGAAUGUCAUGCAGUAUUUGAGUGUGAGGACCUGACUGCUCCAGACUCGUUUUAACAGGAAUGGGCAGUCAAACCUGUAUAAUAUACACACUCGAUUACAUGUGUAUAUAUGACGUAUAUAUAUUUUUCAACUUUUCACUGUGCUUCUGAUUUUACUAUGCGUUCCUCUUUUAACUGACUGCUUCUUUUACAUUUUAUUUUUUACAUUUGGUGAAAAAAUAGGAGAUUUUUCUGUUGUCUGCCUGCAAUUUUUGCAUCCCAAAUGGCAACCUAUUCCCUAUAUAGUGCACUGUUUGACCACAGCCCUAUGGGACCUAUUCCCUAAUAGUGCACGAUACAAAAGAAUAGGGUGUAAUUUGGUAUGCAUGCUUAUUUCUUUGUCUGCUUUUUAGUCCCAUUUUAAGUGCAGUUAUGUGGUCUCUAACAAGGUGCGGGUUUUAAACUUAUCUUUUAAGAGGAAAUGUUUAUGAAAUCAUCAUGAGGAUGUGUAUAGGUCGUAAUAUUAAUGUAGAAUAAGGUUUCACUUGGAAGACCAUUCAACAAGCCAUAAUGAUGGCCCAGAUAUUAAUUUAGAAAAUGUAUAUUUGAGAUUUCACCACUUUCUGAUGUUUAAAGAUGUUUAAAAAUACCCUUAAGAUGCUCUGUUUUUAGGGUGUGAUGAAGAGUUUUAAGGAGGAAGGAAGGAAGGCUUCGGAGCUCCUGCACUUUUUGUAAAAAAUACUUUUAAAUCCAGCCCUAUGUAAAAAUCAUUUUUUGUACACAAGUUAUCACCUCAAUUGUUAUGUCCGGACUAUUUUGAAAUCGUAGCACCAGCAAAACGGCUAACAUUUUGUUUUAUCUUUUAAAUCAUGUGUUUCAAUGCUGUUCUUAGUCUUGUGUGUGUGGAAUUUCUUAUGUAAGAGUCUUAAAGUUUGGCCGAUAAGACUCCAUGUUGUCAUUGACCAUCUUGGACGGUCACUCCUGUUGUACUCGGUGUUACUCAAUGGUGUCCUUGAUCAUAAAUACAUUUUUAUACAAUUAAUGAA
Molecule: messenger RNA, 3951 nt
Organism: Salvelinus namaycush (lake trout)
Lineage: Eukaryota; Metazoa; Chordata; Actinopteri; Salmoniformes; Salmonidae
Product: CTD small phosphatase-like protein 2-A
Exons: 13
Coding region: 565-2031 (488 amino acids)
Molecular function (GO): phosphoprotein phosphatase activity
Source: RefSeq, a predicted model, not a curated record